CGCGGAAGCUGUGAUCUCAUCGCUGAACCACCAUCUUUGAAACUCAACAACAAUGGAGAAGACUCAAGAAAAAGUCCAAAGAAUUCUUCUAGAACCCCACAAGUACUUGCUUCUGUUACCAGGUAAGCAAGUGAGAACCAAACUUUCACAGGCAUUUAAUCAUUGGCUAAAAAUUCCAGACGACAAGCUUCAGAUUAUCAUUGAAGUGACAGAAAUGUUGCAUAAUGUCAGUUUGCUCAUUGAUGAUAUCGAAGACAACUCGAAACUCCGACGUGGCUUUCCCGUGGCACACAGCAUCUAUGGGAUUCCGUCUGUCAUCAAUUCUGCCAAAUAUGUAUAUUUUCUUGGCCUAGAGAAAGUCUUAGCUCUUGAUCACCUAAAUGCAGUUAAGCUUUUUACGCACCAGCUCUUGGAACUCCAUCAGGGACAAGGCCUAGAUAUUCAUUGGAGGGAUAGCUACACUUGUCCCACUGAAGAAGAAUAUAAAGCUAUGGUGCAGCAAAAGACAGGUGGACUGUUUGGAUUAGCAGUAGGUCUCAUGCAGUUGUUCUUUGAUUACAAAGAAGAUUUAAAGUCACUACUUGAUACACUUGGGCUCUUUUUCCAAAUUAGAGAUGAUUAUGCUAAUCUACACUCGGAAGAAUAUAGUGAAAACAAAAGCUUCUGUGAAGAUCUCACAGAGGGAAAGUUCUCAUUCCCUACUAUUCAUGCUAUUUGGUUGAAGCCUGAAAGCACCCAGGUGAGGAAUAUCUUGCGCCAGAGAACCGAAAACAUAGAUAUUAAAAAAUACUGUGUACAUUAUCUUGAGAGUGUCGGUUCUUUUGAAUAUACUUGGAAUACUCUUAGAGAGCUUGAAUCAAAAGCCUACAAAUUGUUGCACUUGAUUGGAACCCUGAACUAG
Eptesicus fuscus (big brown bat) is the source of this 901-nucleotide messenger RNA. Its product is annotated as geranylgeranyl pyrophosphate synthase. The transcript has a single exon. Gene Ontology annotation, molecular function: prenyltransferase activity. The record is from RefSeq and is a predicted model, not a curated record. Lineage: Eukaryota; Metazoa; Chordata; Mammalia; Chiroptera; Vespertilionidae. Gene Ontology annotation, biological process: isoprenoid biosynthetic process. Bases 53 to 901 code for a protein of 282 amino acids.